GUCAUCGAACACCCAUCUCCCAAUAACAUUUCUCUCCACCAUCUAUCCCACCCUUACCACUUCACAUCCCAGCAGCACAUACUAGCAAACCAGCCGCCAAAAUGGCCAUUUCCCACCUCUCCAGCGUCCACACAAUCCAAGAUCCCACAUUUACCACCCUCCUCGACCAGCUGCGCGACCGUACCCUCACCCCCUCAAACGUCCGAGCCCUAGUACACGAAGCCGCCUCCACAAUCGCCCAAAACAUCACCCUCAAGGCCCCCGCCAACGAAACACUCGCAAUCAUCGUGGUCCUACGCUCCGGUCUGGCCAUGUUCGAGGGCUUCAUGAAGAACGUCCCCGAGGACGUCACAACGGCCGUCUAUCACAUGGGUAUCUUUCGUGAUGAAUCGUCCCUGCAGCCCGUCGAGUACUAUAACAAGUUGCCCAUGAAACCGGCGCAUAUUAAACAGGCAAUUGUGUUGGAUCCGUUGAUUGCAACUGGGGGUACGGCGGGCGCGGUGGUGGAUAUUUUGAAGGAGUGGGGAAUUGACAAGGUUACGUUCUUGUCGUUGUUAUCGACGCCUGUUGGGCUGGAUCGUGCUGCGAAAGUGUGGCCUGAGUCGACGGAGUUUGUGGUUGGUGCUGUUGACCCGGGUUUAGAUGAUAAGGGGUAUAUUGAGCCGGGAGUGGGGGACAUUGGAGAUAGGUUGUUUGGAACGGGAUUUUAA
Messenger RNA from Aspergillus melleus, 710 nucleotides. RefSeq lists its product as uncharacterized. Lineage: Eukaryota; Fungi; Ascomycota; Eurotiomycetes; Eurotiales; Aspergillaceae. Bases 102 to 710 code for a protein of 202 amino acids. The transcript is spliced from 2 exons. The record is from RefSeq and is a predicted model, not a curated record.